Cuculus canorus (common cuckoo) is the source of this 12431-nucleotide messenger RNA. Its product is annotated as actin-binding protein WASF3. NCBI's taxonomy places the organism in Eukaryota, Metazoa, Chordata, Aves, Cuculiformes, Cuculidae. The record is from RefSeq and is a predicted model, not a curated record. Gene Ontology annotation, molecular function: protein kinase A regulatory subunit binding; actin binding; Arp2/3 complex binding. The transcript is spliced from 10 exons. Gene Ontology annotation, cellular component: cytoskeleton. Gene Ontology annotation, biological process: positive regulation of Arp2/3 complex-mediated actin nucleation; actin cytoskeleton organization. The coding region runs from base 369 to 1892 and encodes 507 amino acids.
GGGGCACAUGCGCCGUGCGCGCACUGCGGAGCGGGCGGGGGGAGCGCGGCAGAGCCGCAGCCCUGCACCGCCCCGCGGGGCCGCCGACAGACCCCGCCGCCACCCACCGGCCCCGCUCCGACCCACCGACCGGCCCAGGGAUUUAUCUCCAUGCCUGGAUCCCUGCUCCUGGGAGCUGUUGCCUGAAGGUCUGAGGACCUGUCACCAAGAUCAGCCCCUUGAAAGCUUGGAAGUCACCUGAAAUAUCAGCACAAGCAGGAGCAGCACUUGGCGUAACGGAGCAUCCUUUCACUGGGGCUUGAGCCAAGCCACCAGCGCUCAGGAUGUGUUCACAGCGUCUUGGAGCAGCGUGAGGGCUAGCCGGCAGCAUGCCACUCGUGAAGAGGAAUAUCGAGCCUCGGCACCUGUGCCGGGGGGCUCUUCCUGAGGGGGUGACAAGUGAGCUGGAAUGUGUCACCAACAGCACGCUGGCUGCCAUCAUCAAGCAGCUGGGCAGCCUCAGCAGGCACGCGGAGGACAUCUUUGGUGAGCUGUUCAACGAAGCCAACAGUUUCUACAUGCGGAUGAACUCGCUACAGGAGAGGGUGGACCUGCUGGUCAUCAAGGUGACGCAACUGGACUCCACCGUGGAGGAAGUUUCACUGCAGGACAUCAACAUGCGGAAAGCCUUCAAGAGCUCCACAGUGCAAAACCAGCAGGUUGUGUCUCGCAACUCCAUCCCCAACCCGGUGAUGGAGAUGUACCAGCGCUGCGACAAGCCCCCACCACUCAACAUCCUCACGCCCUACAGGGACGACAAAAAGGACGGCCUCAAGUUCUACACUGACCCCUCUUACUUCUUCAACUUAUGGAAAGAGAAAAUGUUACAGGCAACAGAAGAUAAGAGAAAGGAGAAGCGCAGGCAGAAGGAGCAGCGGCUGGUGGAGGACUCCACCCGGGAGGUGAAGAAAGUGAGGAAAGCCCGCAACCGGCGCCUGGAGUGGAACAUGAUGGCGUAUGAUAAAGAGUUCCGACCCGAUAACAGGUUCUCACCAUCCCCCUAUCACAUGGCGUCAUCGGAAGGAUCACUGUCCCCAGAUAAUAGAUCUUAUGCAUCAGACGUGGCCGACCACUCAUACCCAGCGAGCCCAAACCACCCUGCGCAGCUGCUGGCCCCAGCAUCCCACCUGGCCCCGGCGGAGCACAAGGAGGGUGUGGUGGUGGCCGCUUCCCCCCAGGAGCAUGUCUACCGCCCAGCACCGAUGGCAGGCAGCCGGCAGAACAGCCUCAACCGCCUCCAGCAGCCCCAUGUGCCGCAGCCCCCCGAGGCUAUCCUCAAUGGGCCAAGACCUCAUUUAGUCAAGGAUUAUGGCCCACAGCCAGUGCCGAUGGCAGAAUACUUCGUGCCACCUGCCCCACCGCCCCCGCCGCCCGUCAUCCCCUCUGCGCAGACUGCCUUCGACAGCCCCAUCUCGGCUCCCCCUGCACUGGCCCCUGGCUCCGCUGGACCCCCCUCCUAUGCACCUUCACCACCUCCGGCACCCCCUGGCCCCUACUCUGCUUCCCCGCCGCAGGCUGGCCCCAUGGGACCCCCGGUGGCACCGCCACCACCGCCACCGGGCCCCCCUGCUGUCUCCGCCUCGCCGGCACACUCAGCAUCGCCACCAGCCCCCACCAUGGAGCCCAGGAAGCCACAGAUCCCGCUGAUGCCCAUGAGCGAUGCCCGGAGCGACCUCCUGGCAGCCAUCCGCAGGGGAAUCCAACUCCGGAAAGUCCAAGAACAAUGGGAGCAAGAGGCCAAAAAAGAGCCCGUGGGCAAUGAUGUGGCGACGAUCCUGUCCCGCCGGAUCGCGGUUGAGUACAGCGAGUCCGACGAUGACUCCGAGCUGGACGAUAAUGAGUGGUCGGACUGAGGGGUCCCGGGGCUGGGCUGGCGCAGAGCUCCCCGGCUCCAUACCAGGUGUGUAUAGGCGCCUUCCCCAACGUCAGUGCCAACAAGCGCGGGCAGCCCCGCUGAUUCAGGAGCUUUGCUUUUACACCAUGUUGAAAACCCUUCAGGCAACAGCAGCACUGGUAGGAUACACCUCAGAGGCAGUGAGACUAGAAAUUAGCAGCACCUUCACUUUUAAUGACUUCAAAAAUGCUCCAAAGGCAGGUUAAUAGGAUUACUCCAGAUUUACACCUGGGCCAAGUCCAGGGACUGGCCCUGAGCGUGCUUUGCUAGAGAAGGGAGACCCAGAGACAAUAGUGCUUUUUCAGCUAGAUAUUAGAUGCGUUAAUGAGAAGCUCCAGGAGAAGAAACCUGUUUGUACAACGAGUGCCACCACAGGUGUGCAGGGACGGCCACAUGCUGGGCUUGAGGAUGCUCUGCUACCUGCAUUUUGUAGGACUGGGCAGCUCCAAGGGCUUCGUGAGGGCAAGAGCCUCCUUCCCCAUAGAGCGAUGCACUGUGUUUUACUGCAGUUCCGUAGGGAUGGUCACUGUUGUGCUGUCACUCCUUGGAGAAACCCAACGUGUGGUGACCAGGGCCCGUUUCCAUCCUUUGGUCCAGUUUUCUGGGAGAAAAGGGUGAAGGCAAGGCUUGUGCAGCUAGGAGGGAGACAGAAUUUGUGUGAGCUUUGAAAGGUACAACGUGUGCUGUCCUGUGGCAGAAAGGGGCUGCAGCAACGGAGCAGAGGUGUCCAGGGAGCUUCCCCAAGCCCAGCUCUCCUUGGCCUUGGCGCUACACCAUUUCAGUGCCAUUUGUAAAAAAGAAAAAUGAUUAGACAAAAUGCUGCUUUCCCAAACCCCAGAAAUAAAGGGAGAGCGAGGUUGGGCGCGUUCUCUCAAGUUGCACUUUGCAACCCCACAAACUGCGCCUGUACAAUUGAGAUCAGCUCAAACCCAGGCACUGAUCCUGCCCUGCUGGAUCCUGCCCUGGGGGAUCCUGGAGAGCAGGGUCGUCCCCACAGCGCUGAAAAUACCCCAUCCAAAAAGAGCAUGAUUCUUCUAAGGCUUUUCACGCAGCUACAGCAGGAAGAGGCUUAGGAAGGCAGAGUGAAGGGGUGAGGAGUACUGAAAAUAUCACAGUCAGGAGUCAGAGCCUGUAGAAAGCUGGGAGAGGUUCUCCACCAGCAGCAAAUGGGCCAGGACCAGCUAUGGACUUGACUGCAACACUGACCCAAGGUCUUUCCUUGUGUUCCCAUUUACUGUGAGUCCCUGGAUGGGGGAAAACUGAGUCCCCACACUGCAUUUCUUCAGGGGAGAAGCUGUGCUCUGAGCCCACCUCCCCUGCUCUCCCAGUAGCCAUAUAUGGCUACAAAAGUAGUAUUUUGACUAUCUAGGAGAGGACUACAUCUGUAAAGGAGGUGGGAGGAUAUGGCUGGGACCCAAAAGGCUCAAAGGCUGGUGUUUAAAUUCACCCUAAGAGUUGCUGAUGGUGAACAAUGCCCCAAGUGUCUGCUCGUUUUCCUCCUAGUGAGAUACCCUUCAUGGUGAGGUGCUAUGAACCCUCUGCCCAGCUGCUGAGAAUACUCCCAGGAGCUUUCCCUUCCUUUGACUGUCACAAAACAGUCUGUGUCCCUUGGAUGCGAUGACUCCCAGAUCUCCGGAGCUGAGCUGUGAGUUGCGAUGCCAAGUGGGAGGCUUGAGCGGAGGAGCAGCGUGGAUGUAGGGCAAAGGUGGUUGGGAAAGGGUUUAGGGGUGUACCUUGCCUUGGGCCACAUCCCGUGAUUUGGCCACCCAUUCCUUAGGGAAAUAAAAUCCUCAGAUUUAAGCCCAGAAUUCUCCAUCUCAGCAGCGCUGAUGCUGUUUAAGCUGCUCAGAUGUUCAUCCCCCUCUCCCCGUUGAAGGGCAACUUCUCCCAGCGCAAGGAAGAUACGUCAGUGUGGGUUUAGCUGUAUGGAUCAAUCCCAGUUCCCAUGUCAACCUCCCAAAAGGCUCUGCACCUCCCGCUUUACCGAGCUCCUGCUGUGGGCGGAUGGGACAGAGAAGGCAAGAAGCAGCCGAGCAAUAGGACACAUGGAACAGCUCAUCUGCAAACCCCAAGGAAAUAGGAUUGACUGAAGGAGGCAGGGAGACAUGGUACACUGCGAGGGACCAGGAAAUUCCUGGUACUCAGUGCUCACAGAGAGAUUUUGUUUCUGACGUUGACACUCAAAGAUGCAGAGAACUGGCUGCAAAAGCUUUCAGCUAAAGCUUGGCAUCUCCGCGUGGGCAGAGAGCCCCUGCGGUGCUCCCGAUGCUUUCCUUGGCAAGGCAGAUGGGGUCUGACCUGGAGCAAGUGCAGAGGAAAGGCUUGGAAAAAUUCAGAGUAACAUUUAAGAGUCACCUGGUAGUAUUUAUUAUAGAGUGUUAUUAAUACAGAUGCAAUUGCGAUGCUGUUCGUAUAUGAGGAGAGAUUGGGUUUACAUGGAUAGUUUGGAGAAAGUGAGAACUCUUUCUGGAAGAGAGAAGAGCAGAGGGCUGUUGGAGCUGCUGUUACCUGUUAUGAUGUUCAAAGAGCUGCGGAAGUGGCUGUGAGGACACAGAUGGUGCCUAGGCAGAGUCAGGGAGUCCCACCAGCACCUGAAGGGGCUUUGGGACAUGCAGGGCUGGCUUGUCCCUUGCAUCUGUGCCUACCCUAAUCCUAGGAAGCUGAGCUGAUCCUGGUGGAAGCUGGAGAGGAGCUGAGUGCCUCUAAAAAACUGUAUUCCUUCUUUUCGUGCACUAGGUUGCAUUGUGUGUCACAUGAAACUGUGAUAAUUCUGGUAGGACUCCAUUGGCAUGUGGUGGGUCAAAAGUGUCCCUAUGACUUCCCUGUCACUUCCCAGCAACUUUGCUAUGCUUGGGGUUGGCAGCAGUCAGUCAAACUGUGCUACUACCCGGGUCGAUGCCAUUUCAUGGCAAAACGCUUGACAAUCAUGUAAUUCAAGCCUUGUCUGCUCUGUGCAUGGGCCACAUCUGCAGAGCAGAUGCACAGCCAGGAGCCGUGGGCAUGCAGGGAGCAAGGCUCAUCCCUAUUUCUUCACAUCUUUAUGUUCUUAUGCCAUCUUUUCCUCUUUGGACGUGCCAGCUCAUCCUCACGGAUUACAGUGUGCUUAAGGAAAUUUCCAGCCCCUCGUAACACAAGUCCAUUUCAUAUGCUCAACUCCAGAGCAAGUCAGGAGGACCAUAAUCUCCUGGCGUUGAUCGUUUCUUCAAGACACCAUGAUCCAGCUCUUCCAGGAAUCUGAACUGCAUCAGCUCCACUGAAGCUGUCUUGAUACCAGAGAUGGGGCUGAUCCACAGGUAGCCUCUCCCCAGUGAGAUGUCUACGUUGCUCAGGUUUCUUGUGUACCCGGUGGAGAAGUAACCUUUAUAGUCAAUGCGGACUGUAAACAACCACUUCUGGUCUGAACAUGGUGAACGUUACUCUUCCCAACUCUUUCCUGGCAACACCACAAGGCAGGCAAGCACAUGGUGACACCGAGACCCCCAGUCUCAUGAUGUAGCCGUUCCUGUAAGGGUAAGCCAACAUCCCCUGUGCCUUUGCUUGAGGGACUCAGCCAUGUUUGAGGAUGACCAGCUUUAGUUUAGGUGCAUUCAUCUACUUUUUGGCCAGGUGACCUGUGAAAUCCAACACAAGUGACACCGGCUCCUUGGCUGGGCUGGAUUAGCUCUGCUGGAAUUGGUUGAGCUGUACUAAUUAACACUGGCUGGCUGACCCAUAUGCUGUGUACGUAUUUUGUACGUAUGUAUGUGCCUAUUUCCGUAUACUCUUACAGAAGUAGGCCAUGCUGUAUUACACAACCUGGUGUGCUCAAAUCCCCAUGUAGGCUGAUAUAAAAAUGAAUAUUUAAAUAUUUUAUCUAGCUUGGCAGCCAUUAAAACUACAAUUCAGGUCACAGAUGAUUGAAUUUCCUCUCUCUCAAUUGUACCAGAAGUGGGCUGAGGAGAUUCUCCUGUACAUUAGGGUAUCAUGUUCUAUGUUUUAACUUUGCAGUGGCAUUUCAUUGCUGACAGAUAAUCACAGAGUGCCAAACAUUUAAUGUGCCCAACCGAUCUCCUGAGAGUUCCUCCUUCCAUUUUAUCUGCUUUCUCCUACUUGCCAAUUUAUGGGCAUGGAUUAAAAUAAUAAAUACGACUGCCAACAGGCGGAAGUAUGUUCUGUGUGCAUACAAAUGAAUUGGGCAAGAGGCAGCAGAAGAGGAAUUUAGCCAGAUGGGUUCUGGUUUAAGGUAUUAACGGAAGGCUAUAGCCCUUGAGGUCCUUUAGGAACCUCUUGGACAUCUCUGGUUUCUCUAAAGAGGGACGUGAUGGGGACCACCGUGCCCAUGGUACGCCACUUGUUGCCUGGGAAGACUGCAUCAGGUGUGAAGUCUGGUCUUGCUGAAGUUUGAUGAAGGUUGGUGGAGGUCUAGCAGUGUUCAUGUCCUGGCGUUGCACCCGCAGCAUCUCUUUGGUUGUGAGUGAGCAUUGGAGCUAGCUGUUGGCACUGGUGGCUCUUCAUGGAUCAGUGUCCUGAAGGAAGAAAGGAUUGGGUAGCUUCUAACUUCUCACCCUGGGCAGAGACUCAGGGAGAAGUAAACAUCACGUCUUAUGAAAGCUCCUGGUUUUGCAGCUAUUUUAUCCUAGGAGGGCUUUAUUCUGGUGACAAACAUAGGGCUGAACGUGGCUUCUCCAGAGAGCUACCUUCACAAAAGAGUCCUCAAGUUUCCUCCCAGCAACUUUUACAUCUCUGUCUCCCUUUCAAGACACCAACAGCCUGAACAGAAGCUCUACAGACUCUGCUGGGAACAGAGCCUGAAUUAACACCUCAGAUUCGAUGGGAAAUGAAAGUUUGGCUUGGAGGGAGGCAAGUUAUAGCACUGGAAUUGGUAUUUUUACAGGGUGCUUUCCAGAAGUGCAUAGCUGGCAAGAGCACCGUGCUGUUUCCUUGUGGACCAUGGAGGGCCAUGGGAAGCAACCCCCAUCAUGGGAUCCUGGUAAGAAGAGCAUAGGGUGUUCCUUUCACCGUGAUUCCUGUUAUCCUGUAGUAGUUGGUGUUAUUUAGGGGUAAAGUUUUCUCAGCUGGCAUGUCACUUUACAGAUAAUAAAAGUAAGGGCAAGGACUCUGUCCUGAGGAGUUUACAGUUUACAAGUAAAUACCAUAUAACCUGCACUGCACUUUAGAAGCCUCAAAUGCUCACUCACCCAUGAAUUUACCCUCAACUGGGCAGCAGCACCUUGAGGACUGCUGUCCCUCCUUAAGUGAACCCAUAACCAACACCACGACCGCAUCCCCACGCAAAAGUGCCUGAGCACCAAGACAUGCUGGUUUUGUCUCUAAACGGGUUGCCAUGCCCUCGGGAUGUGCCUUUCCCGGUCCGCACAUGGCUGCGCUCCUCCAAGAUGACCAUGCACACAGUAAUAAGCAUGCCCAGAAGCCUCAUUCCAGCUGCGUUUGGCACUUAGAGCUGCCCAUGCAAUUCAUGUGAUGCAUGGACAGGGUCCAUGCAUUUCCAUGUGAUCCAUGGAAAGAGUCCUCCUCCAGACACUUACACUUAAGCCUAGAUUUUUGAAGUAUUUCAGUCUUUUUGUGAGUCUGAUCUCUAAUAAACCCCAGGUUUUCCAGGCUCUGCUUUCUUCAGGUGAGAAUUACACCCACAUUUUGCUGGGGGAGGGGAAAAAAACACCACCCGAAAACCCUGGUCAUGGACUUCAGUGGGGCUUUUGCCCUGAAGCCUUCAGCACCAUGCCCACAGGCAGGGUGGGAGAAGGACACCAGGCUGUUCCCAAAGGACACCUUCCUGGUGGUAUCACUAGCAUGAGGCAGAGCCUGUAGCAGGAAUUGGGCUCUUGCUGUGGGAAAUCCCUUGGCAAGACCUUGAUGGGACGUGCUUGGCCACAAUGUCCUGUGAAGGCAAUGCUGAUGUGACAUUAUCAUUGCUAAUAUCUGUCUUGCAUUGGCAAAGGGCCCUGAGGCCACAGACAUCUCCGUAGUGCUACAUGUUGGUAGAUCACUGACGCUUUGCCCUCCCAUGGGCAUUUCUCCUAAGAUAUCUUCCCAUAGGUACCACCUUCAGAGCAUCACGCAGAGGUCUGUAGUCUUUUGCUCUUAGCAGGAACAGGCUUAAAUCUGCUCUUGGUCAUUGUGUUUGAGAGCGUGUGAGCCCAAGUGUGUGUGAAAUGAGCCUUUCCCUGCACACCUCCCCUGUGGUGGCAACAUCACAGACUGGGUUGGUGCUGGGGGACUUUCAGCCCAAUGGUAGUUGUAGCAUUUAGCUGUGUAGAAAGUAUUGAAAGUGCAGAGGGGAGGAAACAAAAUAACCUGGAAUUUUAGGUUGGUUACACUCACAGCACUCUGUACAAGAAUAUCCUCAGGUAGGUGAAACCUUCUGCAAAGCAGUGAAGGGCAGCGGGGAGAAUACCCUGUCCACCACAUGUGUGUUGGACCAAAUUGCAUGGUAUGGAAUUGACUUGUAGCAGAAAGGAGAUGAAUCAGAUCUCAGGGAAAGCUUUUGCAAGGUAAGGAUGGAGAAACUCUGGAACAGGUCACAGAGGCUCUGCCAUGGGAAGUCUUUGAGAAAUUGGUGGGCAAACUGCAGGGAGGGCCUCUGUCCAUGACCGUGUGUUGGGCCAGGGGAUGGUGGGGGUGCCCACAGGGCAUCUCUUCAAGCCUGGGAUAUCUGCAGUUCACCUCAUCCCCUCGUUCAGGCUUGCAGCACCUCUGCUUGUGGAUCUGUCCCAGCAGGUUACAGCCUUGAAGCAUCGCCCAUUAGCCAGGGCAGCCUGCCCAUGUUCUCUUUUAGCUUUGUUGCCCCUUCUGGUUCUGGUGUUGACUCUCAACUACAAUGAAGGUCCAGUAUACUGGUGGACAAAGACCUGAGAGGGAAGGAUGUGAACUAACUGCAGAAACCCAGGAUGUGCAGCUGUGACUGCUGCAUUUCAGUAGUUAGAAGGCAGCAGCUGCAGCAACCUGCUCCUCCAGGCCAUCCAUGGUCCACAGGCUGCGGCGUGCAAACUUUGCUGGAAUAUUAAGGUAAACAAUUUAAGAGUCAGCCUUUGAUUUGAGAUAGGUCAGUUGAGAAAUCUAAAAACAAACACACACCCCCCACAAUUGAAAGACAAACAAACAACUUCCAUGUGAUUUCCAGAAGGAAAAUCUGCUCCAUCUCCUUCCUCUGGACCUUGAGGGGGAGUCAGACGCAGCAUUGCUUCCCAGCUAGCCACAAGAAAAAUGGAGCACUUGUCACCAUAACCACUUUCAAAAGUCAGUUCCUAAGAAACUGGUGUUUAAGAACAGAGCAAGCAGCACAUUAACCCACCGUGCAACCAAAGAGAUGAGUCUCCUGCCACUGUAGGAAGUGCUUUUGUCCCUGAAGGCCCCACCCCAGCUCAAGUGUUUCAAAUCCCAUUGAUUUUCCCCUGUUACCGGUGCUUGUGUAUGCCUGAUGCCUCAGCUGGAAACCACUUACUCCAUAGAAAGUCACUUCUUGCCAUGGAAAAACGACUUGCAUUAGAAACAGAGUGGUCUUUGAGCCUGAUGACAUUACUGGGAUGCACAUGGAGGAGUUGCUGAUUUCCUGCUGGAUGCAGGAUGCCAUUUGUGGCACGGUCCUGACAGGUCUCUGGAAUUAUAGUUAGGAGCAUUGAGACACCCCCUCAUCACCACCUCCCCAGUGUUAUUUUUAUACAGAGGUAUUUCAGGUCUGCCUUUAGUUCUGGCCAGUUUUCCACAGAUGGUGACUCUCUUUGUGGUGCCUUUCAUCUCAGAUCAGAUCAGAUUAGCACAAAGUAAGAAAAUCCCCACCAAAAAGAAACCUUUUUCUCCAAAAUGCCUUUUUAGGAGCGUUUUGGGGAUGAUGGCUCCCCAUCUGAAAUAGACUUCAUUUUGUGGCAGCUUGACUUGCCUAGGAGAAUCUGAAACAGGGUAUCUCUGAUGUGAGUUUAGAUUGGUGCUGAAGUGUUGCUGUUGCAUUCUUCCCCUUGCUGGAAGGAAGGAAAGCUCUACAGAGGGAUCUAGACAGGAUGGAUCAAUGGCUGAGGCUCUGCAGAGAGAUCUGCACAGGUUGGAUCCAUGGGCUGGGGAUUGUGGACAGGCUGGAUCCAUGAUCCAGGCUCUGCAGAAGGAUCUGGACAGGCUGGAUCCCUGGGACAAGACCAAUUAUAUGAGAUUCAACAACUCCAAGUACCGGGUCCUGCACGUGGGUCACAACAACCCCAUGCAAUGCUUGGGGAAGAGCAGCUGGGAAGCUGCCCAGAAAAAUAAAGCACCUGGGAGUGCUGGUCGACAGUGGCUGAAUAUGAGCAGCAUUGGCCCAGGUGGCCAAGAAGGCAAAGAGAAUCCUGGCUUGGAUUACCCAUGGUGUGGCCAGGAGGAGGGAAGGGAUCAGUCCCCUGGACUUGGAGGUGGUGAGGCUGAAACUCAAAUCCUGGGUUUAGUUUUAUCCCCUCAGUGCAGGAAAGACCUUGAGGGGCUGGAGCGUGUCCAGAGAAGGGAACGGAGCUGGGGAAGGGUCUGGAGAACAGGGGUUGUGGGAGUGACUGAGGGAACUGGGGCUGUUUAGCCUGGAGAUGAGGAAGCUGAGGGGAGACCUCAUCGCUCUCUCCAACUCCCGGAAAAGAGGUUGGAGCAAGGUGGGUGCUGGUCUCUUCUCCAAAGUCACUAGAUAGGGUGAGAGGAAACAGCCUCAAGUUGUGCCAGGAGAGGGUUAGAUUGGAUAUUGGGAACAAUUCCUUCACUCAAAGGGUUGUCCAGCACUGGCAGAGUCCAUACUGGUGGAGUCCCCAUCCCUGGAGGAGUUUAAAAGAUGUGUAGAUGUGGCACUUAGGGACAUGGUUUAGUAGUGGAAUUGGCAGUGUGAGGUUUACGGUUGGACUUCAUGAUCUUUUCCAACCUAAAUGAUUCUGUGAUUCUGUGCUUUUGGCUGUGUCAUGUCAUGUAUGAGGCUCAGGUCUGGUGUUCCUGUCAGGGCAGCGGGCACGCAGCAGCGUAGCAGCUCCUUACCAACCAAAGUGCCUUUUCCGGAGGUCCCCAUUGCGUUGCUAAGGAGCACGGGGCUUCACAGAGCGGGUGAGCUUCCCGCGCUGGGGAAGAGCAGAGCAUUUCCAAGCAUUUCUGAUGCUCAGCAUGUCCUCACCUGGGUGGAAACCUGGACCUGUCCAGACCCUGAGGUGUCCACUGGGAUUCCUCCUUCCCUGUGCACAGGGUUUUCCACUCGUGCCUGUGUAGGGGUAGUUUUGGGAGCAGCUUUUAUUCCAGUGUUGGCCAGCCCAAGGAAGGCUUGCAUGGGGACAAUACCUGAGAGGACAGAGGGGGGCUGCGGGGAGGGGACAACUCCUGUCGCCACUUCGCUAUGGGACAUGUAUGUGCUCUUGGGUUUCCUCCAGGGUGUCUGUAGCACCUCUGCCAUGGGGCAAGCAUUCAGGCUAUAGCGCCUUCCUCCUCCUCUGUCCCGAGCCCAGGGCUGCUGGGUAAUGCCAACUGCUGUGGCAGGAGAGGAAUCAUCUCAAUACCAGGUUUCCAUUGCCUUCAGAGUGAGUAGGAACAUGAGCACCUCUAGGUGAGGCUGUGCGCUGCAGGAGUAUUAUUUUGGGGGCAUUGAAGGCAGAUGAGCAUCAUCUCCUGUGCCCUGCAUCUAGUAGCCCAGGGAUCAAGACUGGCCCAGGCUGGGCUGGGAGCACCUCAGCUGCCCCCAAAAACCUUGAGCACUACCCAAACUCAGCAGCUACAAGGUAGGGAGAGCAUGCCCCCCAGCACUGGGGCAGCCUAUCCUCCUAAAAUAGAGUAUCUGUGAGUGACCAGCUCGAGCUGAGCAUUUCAAAAGUGGAUUUCUCCCCUUUUGACACCGGCCAUUCAUACAUAGAGCCUGGAGCGAGGGCUGGGGCUGGUCUCUACAGCGGUUGACUCCACUCUGCAGUGGUGGCCUGACAGGGACAGAGAGGUACCAGCCCAAUGCCACCUUGCAGUUGGCUUCCUGGGAGUCUCAGCAUCGGUGAAUCUGCUCUGAUGGUCCUGCCAAAGGCUCAUUUUUUUAAUACCGGCAGAAGUAUUACUUGUGUUUCCUUUGACUUGCCGUUCAAUCGAAGCAACUGAUGGAAGACGGGUGUCUCUCCCAUGGGAGGGUCACCCAUUACAGGCCAUAAUUUGAUUUCCAUUACUAUAUAGUUGACAUUAAAAACCAAGAUGUUCACUGUCUAAUGGGGUCUUUUAACCAUGUGCACUUAGUUAAUAGGUGAGUAGAUGUUGCUGCUUGUAUCUAUCUACCAUCCCCAGUUGCUACGUGUGAACAAGUGUAUUUCUCCCCAGUGUUGUGGGUUCUGCCUGUUGUGACACGAUGACGGAAAGGUAGGGACUAUGUUGGUUGCAGCACGAGCUUUCUUCUGUACAGUGUAGAGAGGAAACUUGGAAUGAUCCGAAGCACCGCUUGUAACUACAUUUGUUCAAAAAAUGUCAUCUUAAUCCCAAACUGUUGACACUUUAUGCAUGUGGUAAUUAAAAAAAAAUUAAUAAAGAUUUUAAGAGGUUAAAA